AUGCAAUUUGUUUACCUUCUAGCGGGUUGGGAGGGGUCUGCAGGUGAUUCCCGCGUGCUACGCGAUGCUAUUACCCGUCCAGGCAGUUUUAAGGUUCCGCAAGGUUGUUACUACUUGUGCGAUAGCGCCUAUGCGAAUAGCAAUGGUUUUCUAACGCCAUAUAAAGGCGUAAGGUACCACCUAAACGAAUGGGGUCAGGGCAAUGCAAUGCCCCAGGACCCUAAAGAGCUUUUCAAUAUGAGGCAUACUCGGGCAAGGAAUGUAAUUGAGCGAGCUUUUGCUGUUUUAAAAAUGCGGUGGGGAAUCCUUAGAAGUGCUUCGUAUUACCCAAUCAAGAUACAAAUACGUCUAAUCAUGGCAUGUUUCUUAUUGCACAAUUUUAUACGCCGAGAGAUGGCAACUGACCCUGUUGAGGCUGAACUAGACGAAGAAACUUGGGAAUACGCUGCAGAUGAAGAAAUUGCAGCACAAGAUUAUGUCGGAGGGGUUGAUCCCAGCGCUGAAUGGACCCAAAAACGCGAGGCCUUAGCUACUCACAUGUGGAACAACAGAUAG
This is a messenger RNA of Salvia splendens (bonfire salvia), 555 nucleotides long. RefSeq lists its product as uncharacterized. The transcript has 2 exons. Bases 1 to 555 code for a protein of 184 amino acids. NCBI's taxonomy places the organism in Eukaryota, Viridiplantae, Streptophyta, Magnoliopsida, Lamiales, Lamiaceae. The record is from RefSeq and is a predicted model, not a curated record.